CGUUCUGUUUCGCGGCAUCUGCCCUUCAUUCGUAUCCCAAGCCCGGUGGAGUUCAGACCUGCUGCUUCGACGAAAGUGUACUUUGGAUCACAUUUUUCAACCAUUAUUCGACGCGCGUUUGCAGUGUUCUCCAAAAUGACCCCGAAAGCGACCACGGUCAAGCUGAACAACGGCCUCGAGAUGCCCGUCCUUGGCCUUGGAACCUGGCUGUCGAAGGAAGGUGAAGGAAUCGACGCGGUCAAGGCAGCUAUCGACGCCGGGUACCGGCACAUUGACACGGCGUACUUUUAUCAGAACGAGAAAGAAGUUGGCGAGGCCAUCCGCGCCAAGAUCGAAGAGGGCGUCGUACAGCGUGAGGACAUGUUUGUCACGACCAAGCUGUGGAGCACCUACCACCAUCCGGACCACGUGGAGCAGGCAUUCCAGAAGUCGUUGGAGAAUUUGAACAUUGACUAUAUUGACUUGUACCUGAUGCAUCUGCCGAUUGGGUACAAAUUUAUCGAUUGGGACACGGCCAACCUGAUGCCGUACGACGCCGAUGGCAAGCUGCAGUUUUCGGAUGUGGACUUUAUCGAUACCUGGAAGGCGAUGGAGAAGCUGCUGAAGACGGGAAAGGUCAAGAGCAUUGGCGUGUCGAACUUUAACAGCGAACAGAUCACGCGUCUGCUAGCCGAGUGCGAAAUUAAGCCGGUCACCAACCAGGUUGAGUGCAACCCAAGCCUCAACCAGAGAAAGUUGACCGAGUUCUGCAAGAAUUUGGACAUUACGCUGACGGCGUACAGCCCGCUGGGACGUCCAAACUAUUACGAGAAAGAUCCAGAUAAUAUGCCGAAACCAGCGCUGGACGACCCGAAAGUAGUUGAAAUCGGGAAAAAGUACGAAAAAACCUCCGGACAGGUGAUUCUGCGCUAUUUGAUUGACAUCGGUACGAUCCCGAUUCCGAAAUCGUCGAACCCGGAGCGCAUCAAGCAGAACAUCGAUAUCUUUGACUUCAAGCUGACCGAGGACGAAAUCAAAACCAUGGACGAAUUCCACACCGGAAAGCGCACAGUGCCGUUCAGUUUGUGUACCGAACAUAAGUAUUUCCCGUUCAAAAUUGAUUUUUAAGUUGAUAAAGAAUCUCACAAAAUUGUUAACUUUUGAGAAACGAUGGUAGUUUUGUUGACAAAACGACUCUAAUUAAAUUUCUGAAUCUGAUUAGUGUGUAUUUUGAACUUAAAUAAAGUAAUUUACCGAAA
Molecule: messenger RNA, 1238 nt
Organism: Culex pipiens pallens (northern house mosquito)
Lineage: Eukaryota; Metazoa; Arthropoda; Insecta; Diptera; Culicidae
Product: 1,5-anhydro-D-fructose reductase-like
Exons: 3
Coding region: 136-1107 (323 amino acids)
Cellular component (GO): cytosol
Molecular function (GO): aldose reductase (NADPH) activity
Source: RefSeq, a predicted model, not a curated record